CGCGCGGCUGGGGAGAUGAAGAAGCGAGGGGCGGAGCUGUCCGGGCGGGGGCGCGGCCGUGGUGGCAGUGGCUGAGGCCGCGGGAGCCAAGGUGGCGCCGCAGCCCCAGCCGGGAAGACUAGGCGGUGCGCCGGGCUCCGCGCUGCCGGCCUCCGCGCUUCUGGGCUCUGUGCAGCCGGGCGCCGCGCUGCCGGGGUCCGCGCGCGGGAGUCCCUAAGAGUUUGGCCCGGAGCGCGGGGAAGUUUAGCUGCGGAAGCUCUGCUCUGGGGAGAGGUGUGUGUACCUGCAGGCGCCCGCUGGCCUCCGCCCUUCCCGCCGCUUGCCAGGUUAUUUCCCAGACUGAGUGCCUAAACCUGCAACCAAGGAUUGAAAAUAGCUGGAAAAACAAACAAGUGCUCUUCCGAAAUGAAGAGAAAUGUAGCCAUCUGAAGUGGUCAUGAACCCCAAACAAGUCUUCGUCUCCGUGCUGGUAUUUGGAGUAGCAGGGCUACUCUUCUUCAUGUAUUUACAAGUCUGGAUUGAAGAACAUCAUGCAGGAAGAGUAGACAAGAGGAGAGAACAGAAGAUAACGUCAGUGACUAGAGAAAAAAUCCAGAAACCUACCAUCAACCAGAAUCCCAAGUUCCACAUGCCUGAAGAUCCAAAGGAAAACUUCCUACUGAACUCUAAGAGACCUACUAGGGUAUUAACAAAGACCAACCAUUCUCAAGGGGAGAGUCAAGCUUUGAGUAAGACAACAGCAUCUCCAACCAUUAGGAUGACUGAAAAGCAUCGAAGAACUAACACCCUUCCAAAGAAAUUUGGUGAAAUGAGUUGGCCAUUGGCCAUUCAUCCUUUAAACAAAAGUUUAGUUAGAGAUGACAAAUGGAAGAAAACUGAUUUGACCCAAGAGAUGCGUAGGUCUUUCCUUCAAGAGUUUUGCAAGAAAUAUGGUGGCAUGAGUCAUUUUCAAUCACGUCUUUUCCAUGUAGUAUCCAGGAUCUAUGUAGAAGAUAAACACAAAAUCUUGUACUGUGAAGUACCCAAGGCUGGCUGUUCCAACUGGAAAAGAAUUUUGAUGGUACUAAGUGGGUUAGCUCCCUCUACAUAUAACAUCUCCCAUGAUGCUGUCCACUAUGGAAAAUAUUUGAAAACACUAGAUAGCUUUGACUUAAGAGGAAUAUAUACUCGUUUAAAUACCUACACGAAAGCUGUGUUCAUUCGGGAUCCCAUGGAAAGAUUAGUAUCAGCAUUUAGGGAUAAAUUUGAACACCCCAAUAGUUAUUACCACCCAAUAUUUGGAAAGGCAAUUAUAAAGAAGUAUCGGCCAAAUGCCUGUGAAGAAUCACUAAACAAUGGAUCUGGAGUCAAAUUCAAAGAGUUUGUCCACUAUUUGCUGGAUUCCCACCGUCCAGUAGGGAUGGACAUUCACUGGGAAAAGGUUAGCAAGCUCUGCUAUCCAUGUUUGAUCAACUAUGAUUUUGUAGGGAAAUUUGAAACUUUAGAAGAAGAUGCCAACUACUUUUUACAGCUUAUUGGUGCUCCAAAAGAGCUGAAAUUUCCAAAUUUUAAGGAUAGACAUUCUUCGGAUGAAAGAACCAAUGCCCAGGUUGUAAGACAGUAUUUAAAGGAUUUGACUAGAACUGAGAGACAAUUAAUCUAUGAUUUUUAUUAUUUGGACUAUUUAAUGUUUAAUUAUACAAUUCCAUUUUUGUAGUUUGCUUUCAUUUUCUGAUACUCUAUUUCCUUCAUGAAGAUUGCCUCAAAUUAGCUAUUAUAAUUUCUCUGUGUGCUCUGGAUGAGAGCAACUUAACUAAAUGCAGUUGUCUUGAUUUAAUGAAUACUUCAACCAAAUAAUAUGUCAACAAUUGGCACAAACUUAUAGGAAAAUUACCUAACAGACACAUGUAAACAACUCGAGUUGCUCUAAAAUGUUUGGAAAGAACUGCUUUUGCAUUAUGGAUUGUAUUACAGAAACAAUAACCUAGCCAGCUGCUACAUUAACUACAACAGCCUCUUGCAAUGAUAGGAAAAGGGAUAUAAAACCGCAUGGGUAUAGAUCUACAUCCUGGGAUUUAUUCUUUAAUGUGCAUGGAUAUAUUUUUGCCAGUCUGUGACAUGUUAAUCAAACACUGGAUCUUUCUCUUAUACUCUGAGAACCUUUCUGUUAGCUGUAAUGAUAAAUCAGUUUUGAGUGGUAUUUUGGAUAUAAGCAUUUUGCUUUAGAGGGGAACUUACUAUGUGAUUUACAAUAUGAGAAUCUAACAAAAAAAACCUAGAUGAGACUACGUCAUUUUGUAUUCAGCAGCCAAUAAAAACAUGCACAACAAUUUUAACAUCAGAGAAAAAAGACAACUUUUCUUGCUCGUGAAAAACUUAAGGGAAUGGAUUUUUCUUCUGAGCCCUCUAUACAUAGACAGAAUGAAUACAAGCGCUAAAGUUUGUUGUUUCUGAAACAGGAACUCAAGACCUUUAAGCCUCUUCAGAUAGAAAUGUGCUCCCAAUUCUGGUUUAAUUGUGAAGGAGUAAAUUGUUUCAGGAUGGAAUAAGCAUGAAGAACAAAAGUUGCCACUCUUAAUAUAGACCUCAAACAAUAAGUUUUCUAUAAGAAUAUUAUUUGAAUCAAAGCAUCAUGUGCAUGGUUUUGUAUAUGGCAUGUACCCUAAGAAUAGCUUUUGUUUUUAGUUUAAUUAUUCAGUUUGAGAAUGACUUUUUAAAAACUAAUAUACUACUUCAAAGAUAGAUCAUAUUAUAGAAAGUCAACUAACAAGAGCCCCUAGAAACAUUUUAAUAGGCUUAUGCAUAAACAAAUUUAGGUGGUUUUUAAGUUUAAAGAUUCUAUACUAAGAAAGUCACAUAGCAUUACAUUCCAAUAUUAAAUUAAAGUCUUUGGAAAAUAAGGCCAUGUGUCACCCCUGUGAAAAGCUAUAAUGGAGUGUAGACAUUUUUUUCCAAAGAACCCUAACUUAAAAGAAACAUUCUCUGAUCGGGAAUUUAUUUUAAUUGGUCAGCUGUUAGCCUGAGUCAAGCAGAAUGCAUGCAAACCCCGUUUAAAUGCAUUUGCUAUACAUGUUCUCAAAUAUCACUCUAGUAAAGACUUAGAAGCACCUUUCAAAGAAAAGUAAGAAUUCAUAUCUGAAUAUUAAUAGAACUUGCAUAGCGAUAUAGUCAUACUAUUUCAUUUUGUAUUUCCAUUUCAUGGCUGAGUAUUCAUGAAUUGGUUCACUUUUCACACACCUACUUUGCCCCAUCUGAGUCUCCUAAGUAGUGAGUAAAUGCAAGGCCGGCCAGACCAUAAGUAGUAAACCUUCCAAACCAACCUUUUACGACUUUCCCACUCCAUUUAUUCUUGCCUCAUACACUCUGCUUUCUGCUUUCAAGGUGUUUGACUGUAGAGUAUUUCCACUGUAUAAUUUAAGUCUUGCCAUUCCAUAAAGAAUGAUA
This is a messenger RNA of Erinaceus europaeus (western European hedgehog), 3423 nucleotides long. RefSeq names its product carbohydrate sulfotransferase 9 (gene CHST9). Gene Ontology annotation, cellular component: membrane. Bases 437 to 1696 code for a protein of 419 amino acids. The record is from RefSeq and is a predicted model, not a curated record. Gene Ontology annotation, molecular function: sulfotransferase activity. Gene Ontology annotation, biological process: carbohydrate biosynthetic process; proteoglycan biosynthetic process. Lineage: Eukaryota; Metazoa; Chordata; Mammalia; Eulipotyphla; Erinaceidae. The transcript has 5 exons.